This is a messenger RNA of Colletotrichum truncatum, 576 nucleotides long. RefSeq names its product thioesterase superfamily protein. Lineage: Eukaryota; Fungi; Ascomycota; Sordariomycetes; Glomerellales; Glomerellaceae. The record is from RefSeq and is a predicted model, not a curated record.
AUGACUUCCGGGAGCGUCAAAUCCAACCCAGAAUUCGAGCACUUUGCAUCAAUACCCUGGUGCGCCAAAGUUCUCGCCAAAUUUGACUCACCCUCACACGUCGUGCAAGUGUCUGCGAACAGGACAAUACUGCCGACGAAGGAGAACUCAUACGUCGGCGGAACCCUCAACACGCCAGACACUAUUGCCGCAUGGCUCGUUCUAUACCCCCGCCCACAGCCACCUGAUUGGAAGGUAGACGAGUUGUGCUCUCUCAUCACGUUCAAAGAUGGCACGAUUGGCUUCCCCGGGACGGCACACGGGGGAAUUGUUGCCUUGGUUCUGGACGAGGUUACGGGCAUGACUAUCGUGGCGCAAAGGCCGGAAGGGACAGAGCCAAACAAGGACUUCCGGACGGCGUAUCUAAACACUACAUUCCUCAAGCCUGUUCCCGCUCCAGGGACAGUUCUUGUGAGAUCGAGGAUCUCAAAGACUGAAGGUCGCAAAAACUUUGUCACUGCAGAAAUAGAGAAUGAAAACGGAGAGGUAUUGGCCAAAGCGGAAGUUUUGUACGUUUCGAUACGGAAUAAGCUGUGA